Molecule: messenger RNA, 3106 nt
Organism: Ceratotherium simum simum (southern white rhinoceros)
Lineage: Eukaryota; Metazoa; Chordata; Mammalia; Perissodactyla; Rhinocerotidae
Gene: ORC1
Product: origin recognition complex subunit 1
Biological process (GO): DNA replication initiation; mitotic DNA replication checkpoint signaling
Cellular component (GO): nuclear origin of replication recognition complex
Molecular function (GO): DNA replication origin binding; ATP binding; ATP hydrolysis activity
Source: RefSeq, a predicted model, not a curated record
GAAAGGUGAAAAGUUCAAGUUUACUUCGGACAGUUCUGUGUUACAUCAUCCAUUAUAAGGAACACAUAUUGAAGGAGCCAUGGCGUACUACUCUACAAGGCUGAAGACCAGACAAACCUAUUCAUGGGUUGGCAGGCCGUUGCUGGAUCGAAAACUACAGUACCAAACCUACAAAGAAAUGAGUGUGAAAAUAGAAGGUUGUUCAACUGAGAUUCACUUCCAAGUUGGACAGUUCGUGUUGAUUGAAGGGGAUGAUGAUGAAAAUCCAUAUGUUGCUAAAUUGGUUGAGUUGUUUGAAGAUGGUUCUGAACCUUAUUCCAGGAAACGUGCUCGAGUACAGUGGUUUAUCCGAUUCUGUGAAGUCCCUGUCUGUAAACAGCAUUUGCUGGGCCGGAAGCCUGCUGCCCAGGAGAUAUUCUGGUACGAUUAUCCUGCCUGUGACAGCAACAUUAAUGCCGAGACCAUCAUUGGCCCUGUGCAGGUAGUAGCUUUAGCCCCAGAUGCAGUGAUACCUACGGAUCUGAAAAAUGAGAAGACACUCUUUGUGAAACUAUCUUGGAAUGAGAAAAAGUUCAGACCACUAUCCCCAGAACUAUUUGCAGAAUUCGAAAAGCUACAAGAAGGCAGCCCUAGAUGCCAGAAGCCUGUGGAAGCCAAGACUAAGAGCAUAGAAAGCCCUUCUUGGACCACAGCAGAGCAUGCGGUCAAAAGGAUUGAAUCGAGGCACUCCACCUCCAAAUCUCGCCCAACGCCUACCCAUCCUGUCACCCCAAGGGCAAGGAAGAGGCUGGAGCUCGGCAGUUCCCCUAGGACACCUAACACUAGGAUUUCCCAGCAGACUUCACGGGCCUCGCUGGAUUCUCCCAAAAGAACUAAACGGAAAGUGGCCUUCUCUGAAAUCACCUCACCUUUUAAGAGGUCUCAGCCUGAUGGACUUCAGACCCAGUCUCCAGCUCUGAAAGCCCCAGAGAAAACUACAGAGAUUCAACGACGCUCUUGUGCCAAGGAUAACAAGAAAGCUUCACCUGAACGCCACAUGACCCUGAGAACCCGAGUCCCAGCUUUGAAAACCACAGUGAUUAGUGAGGGAAAAAGACUUACCCCUAUCAGGGGGGGACAGAGCUCCUCGGUGGUGCCUUCUGUGAUUCUGAAACCAGAAAUCGUCAAAAAGAGGGAGGCCAAAGAACCGGAAGCUCAGGAUGAAGCUGCCUCUACUCCCCGUCGUACCCACAGGAAGAGUUCCCUCUUGACUUUGAAUCGGAUUAGGCAGCAACUUUGGUUUUUAGGUAAUAGUAAAAGUGACCAAGACGAUGAAGAGUUUCUGCCAGCAGCAGAGAUUUCAGACUCUAGCAGUGAGGAGGAAGAGGCUUCCACACCACCCCUUCCAAGGAGAACACCCAGUAGUGUGUCCAGGAACCUCUGUUCUUCCACGACGUCAUCCCUACAGACCCCCUCCAAGACACCAAAGAAAACUCCUGAGUCUAGAAUGCCAUAUCAUGCCACUCCACGGAUCCGUAGCCGCAACAUGGCUGCCCAGGAGCCGACCAGUGUGUUGGAGGAGGCCCGGCUGAGGCUGCAUGUUUCUGCGGUACCUGAGUCUCUUCCCUGUCGGGAACAAGAAUUCCGAGACAUCUACAACUUUGUGGAAAGCAAACUCCUUGACCGGACUGGAGGGUGCAUGUACAUCUCCGGGGUCCCUGGGACAGGGAAGACUGCUACUGUGCACGAGGUGAUACGUGGCCUGCAGCAGGCCACCCAAGCAAAUGAUGUUCCUCCCUUUCAAUACAUUGAGGUCAAUGGCAUGAAGCUGACAGAGCCCCACCAAGUCUAUGUGCAAAUCUUUCAGAAGCUGACAGGCCAAAAGGCAACAGCUAACCAUGCAGCAGAACUGCUAGCAAAGCGAUUCCGCACCCAAGGGUCCUCUCAGGAAACCACUGUGCUGCUUGUGGAUGAGCUCGACCUUCUGUGGACUCAGAAACAAGACGUAAUGUACAAUCUCUUUGACUGGCCCACUCACAAGGAGGCCCGGCUUGUGGUCUUGACGAUUGCCAACACUAUGGACCUGCCAGAGCGCAUCAUGAUGAACCGGGUGUCGAGCCGACUGGGUCUUACCAGGAUGUCCUUCCAGCCCUAUACUCACAGCCAACUGCAACAGAUCCUAGUGUCCCGACUCAAACAUUUAAAGGCCUUUGAGGAUGACGCCAUCCAGUUGGUAGCCAGGAAGGUAGCAGCCCUCUCUGGAGAUGCACGACGCUGCCUGGACAUUUGUAGACGUGCCACAGAGAUCUGUGAGUUCUCCCACCAGAAGCCCGGCUCCCCUGGCCUGGUCACUGUAGCCCACUUACUGGAUGCAGUAGAUGAGAUGUUUUCAUCGUCGUACAUCACUGCCAUCAAAAAUUCCUCCGUUCUGGAACAGAGCUUCCUAAGAGCCAUCCUUGCAGAGUUCCGUCGAUCAGGACUGGAGGAAGCAACAUUUCAACAGGUGUACAGUCAACACGUGGCACUGUGCAGGAUGGAGGGACUCCCGUACCCCACCAUGUCAGAGACCAUGGCCGUGUGCUCUCACCUGGGCUCCUGCCGCCUCCUCCUCGUGGAGCCCAGCAGGAACGACCUGCUCCUUCGUGUGCGGCUCAACGUCAGCCAGGAUGAUGUGCUCUAUGCUCUAAAAGAAGAGUGAAGGCUUCAUGAGGAAGGACUGCUGGGGUGUUUGGAAAAAGACGGUGAACCCCCACGCCCAUCUCCCGAGACUCCAGUUACACAGGACGCUGACGAGGAAGGUGGCAAACAGAGAAGCCCCACCCCUAGGGCGGAGCCUGCGCCAGGCCCGCCCCCACGCCGAGAGGGGUCCGACGAGCGUGCGCCCAGGAGCCUCGAGCCGAGAGUGAGGAAGGAAGCUUGGCGGGGCAGUUGCAAAUGGACAAGGCCAGGGGGCGCACCUACUGCGUUUGCGCAAGCAGCGAAACACCCCGGAACAGCCUCGACGAGAUUUGCGCUACCUGCCGGAAGGCGCCUGCGCGCUGAGAACCGCACCCUUGGAGUCAACUGUUGGAGGGCCACGCCCUCUUCGCCCUGCGCAUGCGUGUGCCGCGCCGCACAGGCCAUGUAG